This is a messenger RNA of Motacilla alba alba, 3426 nucleotides long. Its product is annotated as tyrosine 3-monooxygenase-like. Bases 2 to 1360 code for a protein of 452 amino acids. The record is from RefSeq and is a predicted model, not a curated record. Gene Ontology annotation, cellular component: axon; perikaryon; cytoplasm. NCBI's taxonomy places the organism in Eukaryota, Metazoa, Chordata, Aves, Passeriformes, Motacillidae. The transcript has 12 exons. Gene Ontology annotation, molecular function: iron ion binding; tyrosine 3-monooxygenase activity. Gene Ontology annotation, biological process: dopamine biosynthetic process from tyrosine.
GAUGUCAGGCCCAAAAGAAGAGGCCAACAAGGAGAAGGAGAUAUGUGGCAUACAAUCAUUGAACAGCCAAGGCAGCCUGGACUCCAACAGGGAGGAUGACAGAGCAUCUCUCAUCCUGACCCUCAUGCUCUACAAUGUGAGGAAGAUUGAGCUCUCUAAGGCAGCCAAAGUCUUUGAGAUGUUUGAAACUCAAAUCUAUCACUUUGAAACCCGUCGAGCCAAAAAGCCCAAGAACUCUGUGGAUGAUCUUGACAUUUUUGUUGAAUGUGAAGUUCACAGUGCUGAUGUUGGUAUCCUUAUCACCUCCUUAAAGAGAGUAGCAAAGGAUGUGAAAACCAGCAGAGAAGACAAAGUGCCCUGGUUCCCCAGAAAAAUCCAAGAUCUGGACAAGUGUCACCAUCUGAUAACUAAAUAUGACCCCAGUUUGGACCACGGUCACCCUGGAUACUCUGACCUGGAGUACAACAAGCGGAGGGCAUUCUUUGCCGACCUGGCCUUCAAUUACAGAGCAGGAGACCCUUUACCUCACAUUGAGUACACAGCCCAGGAAACAGCAACUUGGAGAGAAGUCUACAGGAAUCUGAGGAGCCUUUACCCUACUCAUGCCUGUACCCAGUACCUGGAUGCUUUCCAGCAGCUCGAGAAGCACUGCGGCUACAGAGAGGAUAACAUCCCUCAGCUUCAGGAUGUCUCCAGAUUUUUAAAAGAGAGAACUGGUUUCCAGCUGAGACCAGCUGCAGGACAGCUGUCUGCUCGUGACUUCCUUGCCAGCCUGGCAUUUCGUGUCUUUCAGUGCACACAGUAUACAAGGCAUUUCUCUUCUCCUAUGCAUUCCCCAGAACCAGACUGCUGCCAUGAGUUGUUGGGUCAUGUUCCCAUGCUGGCUGACAAGGAGUUUGCCCAGUUCUCACAGGAUAUUGGACUGGCUUCUCUUGGAUCAUCUGAAGAGGAGAUUGAGAAACUGGCCACACUUUACUGGUUCACUGUGGAGUUUGGCCUCUGCAAGCAAAAUGGAUUGAUCAAAGCUUAUGGGGCAGGACUGCUUUCAUCUUAUGGGGAGCUGAUGUAUGCUUUGUCAAACAAGCCAGAGUACAAGCCUUUUGAUCCAGAAGUGACUGCAGUUCACCCCUACCAGGAUCAAGCCUUCCAGCCUGUCUAUUUCAUAGCAGAAAACCUGGAAGAUGCCAAGGUCAAGCUUCAGAGCUAUGCCAUGAAGAUCAAGAAGCCUUUUGCUCUGCACUAUGACCCCUUCACCAGCAGCAUAGAGGUUUUGAACACACCACAGAAAGUCAAGAGGGCACUCCACCAGAUAAAAGAGGAACUGGAACACUUCUGCUUGGCCCUUGAAAACCUCUCUUAAAACCACGGCAGUACAUCUCACCUGUCACUGAGAUACUUGUAGGUGGUGCUAGCACUUGGAGGCUUAGUGAUGAAGUUGUACUUGCAGGCAGAAAUCUUAAAUGCACAAACUAGCUCAGUUCAGGUAAUCUUUUCACUGUAAUUUAGGCUGCUGGCUUAGAUGAAAUAAUGAGCUCCUGCUUAGAAUGUUUCAAUCACAAACAAGCCUUACUCCAGGUUUUGGUAGGUGAUAUGAGCAUACUUAUGUGUUAUGGGACUCUUACAGGUUUUUUCCUUCCUUUGCCACCUUUUCAAGUGAUCUGUCACAAAACAGCAUAAUGGCUUUUCAUCCACACAGCGUUGUACUUGCUGCCUUAAUGAUAGGAUCACAACCUCUUAGGCUGGCUAGCUGCCCACAGUCAGCAGUCCUUGCAGCUAACUCCUUGCUGCUAGCAAUUAGCAUCACCAAUUGCCCACAGAAAACGAUUGGUCCCCUAAAAAUAUGCGAAUACAAGAGUUUGUUAGAGGAGCACUUCUUCUCACUAUUUAUUUUUAGGUACUCAUUCAGUAGCCUUGAAAUAUGACAAGAUAAUUUCUUGUCACAUUUAAUAUCACAGAAUAUUUGUACCUUCAUUAAAAGAAAAGGAAGAAAAUAAAAGCUCCAAGGUACUCUGGCUCUUUCACAUACAAGGAUGCUUAAUUUGAAUGGGAAAUCUAACUUCUAAGAAGGAAAUUCUUGUGUAAGGAAAGAUUUGUAAAAAGCCCUUUAGCAAAUAGGCUUCCAUUGUUUUUUUCAUGGGAUUCAGAUUCCCCUGCUUACCACUAGAAAUCUUUGCCUCUUGUUGAUGUUGUGAUGAUUGUAGUAAUGAUCAAAAGGUCAAAUCUAUGGAACACCUGGUGGAAAACCUAAGAUCAACCACUAGCAGUCAUAUAGCCUUGCUAUAGAAAAAAUAUCUGGUAUGUUCUGCAACUCAUCUCGUCUCCCUCUCCAGCUUUUGAGAUGUGCCUGAAAUUUAUUUAUGUUCCACAGGUCACAUUUCCCAGAAUCAGUCUAAUUAUUGCCUAUUCCAGACUUUCAUGCUGUUUGAGUCCCCCUCCUUCCUCUACAAUGCACAAAUAGAGGGUAGCUCAGGAAAAGAAGAUGAUGCUCUAGACCAGAAGGGCUCCCUCUCCUCUUAGCAGCAGUGCAAGCAGAUGGGGUCGACGCAGGUUGCAGGCAUGGCAUAAGGGAAAAUGUGGAUCUCAUGGCUCAAGCUGGAUGAUAGCUAUCUACAAAUGUAAAGGCAGAUUUAUCCCGUGCCACUUAGAAGCUCUACUUAAUUCAAAGUUAUAUUUAGCACGUGGCUGCCUCGUCCAUUGCUACCCACCAGCUGCCCAGUACUCAGUGUACAGGGUCUGAGCUCUGAGGAAAAUGGAAGGUGGCUUGGCUCUUGAUAGGAAAGGAGUUAUCAGAAAAUGAGUUACCAUCUCUGCCUGAGCUGCUCGCUGUGGGAUAGGAGCACGUACACCGACAGUUUCCACAGAGCAAUCCACGGGCUGUUAUUUCACACAGACCUUAUCUCACUGUCAUUUUUCCACUUGUCAGGCUCUAUAGAAACUGUCUUAUUGAAAGUUAAUAGUUAAUGCUGGUUCUUAAAGCUCCAUGUCUACAGCACUUCCAAAAAUUUUCCCAUGAGCAGCAAUAUUCAGGGUCUGUGGAUCUGCUGCAACUGCUCCAUUUUAUUAAAAUGUGGUGAUGCCUGAAAAAUUUUGAAGUAUCUUGGCAAAAAUGGCUAUGAGAUCCCCUUCCUCUUAACAGCAGGAACAUCCCAAUCUCCUUUUUUAUUUUUUUAAAUUUGUUUAAAAAUUCUGCUCCAGGAGAACACUUGCAUAUCAUAAACCCUGUUUUGCUAGAAAUUCAGCCAGGGACAGAGCUGAAGUGAGUUCCUUUGCUUCCAGUAUAUUUCUGCUGUGAUGGAAGAUGAUCUCUCAGCAUGCUUUUAUGGGUUUAAUUCUACUUAUCCCGCUCAUAAACACACACACACAAAUACCAUUCCUCCUCAGAGCAAUUUGUUUUCUUACAUAUUGUAAUAAUUUAUCUGUCUGCUU